GGGAGGACGCGCAGCCUUAUGGCAACAUAGCCGCUGUGAAGGAGUGACGCUCAAGAAAGCAGCUUAACUUGUGAACGUACUGCGUUCUUGCUAAGGUUGAUUGACCACGUAAAUAUGAAGCUCUUCGUUACCAUUGUUCUCUUCGCCCUUGUGGCAUGCAUGGCUUUCGCCGAAGAUGCCGCCAAGAAGGACGAAAAGAAAGAAGAUAAGAAGGACGUUGAAGGACGCGGUGGUGUGCUGGGAGGCCUGGGUGGCUACGGCGCCGGAGUCGGUCCCGGUCUUGUAGGUGCCGGAAUUGGAGGCCCUGGACUUGUCGGUGGUGGAGUCGUUGGCAACCCCGCUUUGGUCGGAGCCGGCCUUGGACAAGGAGUCGGCCUCGGUCAUGGGGUUGGCCUCGGUCAUGGAGUCGGCCUCGGUCAUGGAGUGGGUGGCGGUUACCAGUCGGGAUACGGCGCCACUGCUGGAGGACACCAGGCUGGCUUCCAAAAGGGCGCCGCGGGACACAAUCAGGGAUCCGGCGCCUUCGCUGGCGGCUCUGCCCAUAGGAACGUGAACGCCUACAACAACAACCAGGGCUACAGCCACAGCUCGGGCUUCUCCUCCAGCGACAGCAAGAAAUUCGGCUCUGGCCACCAGCAGGGUUCGUCUGGUUUCCAAGGAGGCGCCGCCGGACACCAGGCAGGAUUUGGGCAAUCCUCUUUCGGAAAAGCUGCGGGAGUAGGACACGCGGGCGUUGGCCUCCACGGCUAAAGGGCGUUUGGACGGAGUUCAUGCAGUAGUGGAAGUGAUGUCACCAAGGAGAAAACAUCGGACAUAGUCGCUUCAUCUGAUUAUGUAGGCAUUUGAUAUGUCCAAAAACAUUUUGUGCCUGUUUGAGUAGCAAUAUUUUUGUCAGUACAGCGUUGGUUCUUCAUCACAAAGGUGGUGGCUCUACCACCAAUUAGUCAAUAAAUUUUUUACGCUGAAA
Dermacentor albipictus is the source of this 967-nucleotide messenger RNA. RefSeq lists its product as uncharacterized. The record is from RefSeq and is a predicted model, not a curated record. NCBI's taxonomy places the organism in Eukaryota, Metazoa, Arthropoda, Arachnida, Ixodida, Ixodidae.